AUGCACCCCAUCGCCCGGCCGGCAUCGCGCCUGGUCCACGCCCGCCUCGGCCUGCACGCCUCAGCCGCCCUCCAGCGAUGGCCCGCGGCAGCUUUGUCUCUCCGACGUAGUGCGCCGACGCCGUCUCAACGGCUCUACUCCUCCUUCCCUCCUUUCCCUCCUCCUUCUCCUCCUCCGCCGAGCUCCUCCGCCUCCAAGGAAGAAAUCAAACAAGCUUCCCCAACAAGCGAGUCGAGCUCCCCGUCAUCGCCGAGCACAGAACCGAGCUCAAGCUCCACCGCAUCUUCCGACUCAACCACCACUAGCACAUCCUCACCCAAUAGCUCAGCAGACUCCAAGACGUCAAAAGAUGCAGCCCCCCACGACCCUCUCCCCGAUACUGCCUCCAAAAUCUACACUGCCCUCCCCCCGGCGCUAUCCGAGAAACUCUCCCACCUAAUGGACACCCUCCAAACCCGCCUCCUAACCGCCUCGACGACCCUCAACGCUCUGACAGGGUACGCUCCUAUCGAGGCCAUCAAGCACCAAAACACCCUCCUCGAGACCCGCCUCGCCGAAGCCCAGGACCUCGUCCGCACCGCCAGACUGACCUACAAGACGACCAACGCGAAGCGCGCCGCCACCCAGCGCGAAGUCACCACGCUCCUCGCGCGCAAAGAGACGUGGUCGCCCUCCGACCUCGAGCGCUUCACACAGCUGUACCGGACCGACCACGAACUCGAGCAGGAGGUCGCCGCGGCCUCCGAGGCCCUGACGGAUGCGGAGCACGCUGAGCAGGCACUGGGCCAGCAGCUCAACGCGGGCAUCCUCAAGAGAUACCACGAGGAGCAGAUCUGGUCUGAUAGAAUCCGCCGCGCGUCGACGUGGGGUACUUGGGGCCUCAUGGGCGUCAACGUGCUUCUCUUCCUCGUCUUGCAAUUCAUCGCUGAGCCGUGGAAGAGGAGACGUCUCGUCCGCGGCGUCGUCGAGCAGGAGAAGACCGUGCUGGAGGGCGUGACGGCGGAGCUCGCCAGUCUCAGGGCUACCUUGUUGCAGAGGGACGAAGUACCUGCUCCGGCGACGGCUGUGGCGGCAGCAGAAGUGCCCGUAGCAGAGGAGACGGUCCUUGCCGCCGCCGAGGAGGAGGAGCAGCAGCAGCAGCAGCAGCAGCAGCAGCAGCAGCAGUCUGCGACUGAAGAAGUCCUGGCCGCGGAGGUAGACAAGGCCGCCGUUGAGGAGCCGGUCGAGAAGCUGGCCGAGGAACCCGCGGUGCAGAGCGAGCUGGAUCGCGAGAUCGUCAGCGCUCUGGAUUCGUUGGAGAAGGAGACGAUCGUCGGGUCCACGACGUGGCGCGAGUUCCUUUCUGACCCGGCGCUGUGGAAGGCGCGGCUCGUAGACCUGUACUCUGAGCGCCGCAUCGACCUGCGCAUGCGCGACGCCUCCAUCAUCGCUCUCGAGGGCGCCGCUGCCGGUGCUACACUGGCCGGAGGCCUGGCCAUCUUGCUCCUGCGUCGAACAUGA
This is a messenger RNA of Colletotrichum truncatum, 1500 nucleotides long. Its product is annotated as she9 mdm33 family protein. Gene Ontology annotation, biological process: inner mitochondrial membrane organization. NCBI's taxonomy places the organism in Eukaryota, Fungi, Ascomycota, Sordariomycetes, Glomerellales, Glomerellaceae. Gene Ontology annotation, cellular component: mitochondrial inner membrane. The record is from RefSeq and is a predicted model, not a curated record.